CGCCUCCUGUUGAGAGUUCAGUACAACUUGUGGCAGGUGUUGUCGAGGGUGGCUAUACUCCAGUGAGUGUUCCGCCUAUACCACGUGUCUCCCUGUACUUACACUUACUCCACCACACGCACUCUCACACCAGACACCCCUUGUUAAUCUCUGACUUCCUCCCUAGGCCUAUUUUUCGACUGACCAUAGGCUCAUGGUACCGUUAAAAGUGCCCCUUGGCAAAAAAGUUAGAAAGUGUGCCAGCAGUGUUGGAACCGUGGAGUGAAAAGCAAGUGCAUCAUACCCACUAAAACAUACGACACUUCGAACAGCCUGAGGUGGUCUAAACUUCUUGCUAGCUAUUGUGGAACCUAGAAGUUAUUUGACGACUCUGCUGCAUCUUUUUGCCUGGAAGCAGAUAUUUUGUGGCCAGUGUUGCAAGAUAACUGGUGACAAGAAAGUAGAUGACUCCGGAAGUCAGUCAGAAUUGAACAGCUGGUCCAGGAGUGGGGAAACAAACAUCAACUAAACAAGCUAUCAGGAAGGUCGUGGUUGAAAAUGACUGAGUAGGCCACCUGAAGCAAGCCUAGUGAAUUGUAGUGAGAGCACUGUGAUGACCUCCCACGGCCACUUCUGGCUCGUCAUGUGGGGGUGGGAUGGUGGGGGAGGACGCCCCCGACCACACACCAGCUACACUCACAUAUGUGGUCGUCGUAGUGUGGCCACUCACACACACAGAUGUGGUCGUAGUGUGACCACUCGCAUCAUUACCCUGUUGAUGAUAGCAGCGUUGUGGUGCAUCAGUCCUGGGUCAGCCCAGGAUGACACCACUGUAAUGGCGUCCAGCCUGCCCACCACCACCUACCCCAACACCACUCUUGCAGGUUUUCCCGAUGGGCCCACAACAGUCAGCACACCUGAACCUAAGUGCCACCUUUCCAAUACUUGGCCUCCGGUGGACAAUAGCACCAAGAGUCUGCUGGUAGGCUUCCUGCCCACCAGGUUGGGGGAUAAGGACGAGAGACUGGGUCUCAAGAUCAUUGGGGCUUUCUCUUCGUCAGUCGAGGAUGUCAACAAGAGAUCUGUCCUGCCAGAGAACUACAUCAUGAGGUUCGAGAUUCAGGACACCGAGGGAAGGGAGGAUCUGGGCAGCAAGCAUGUGGUGGACCUGCUCUGCAAGCAAGUCCAUGCAAUCUUCGGUCCAGAGCACAACUGCUUCGUGGAGGGCACCAUCGCCCAAGGAAAAAACCUUCCAAUGAUAUCAUACGCCUGCAGUGAUGAACGAGCCACUAAAUUCACCACUUUUGCCAGGACAAACCCUUCAGAGAUAUAUAUCAUCAAGACAACAGUAGCUACACUACGACACAACAAGUGGCGUAAAUUCUCGAUCAUCUACAGUGAAGAUAACCUCAGCAUGAAGGAUACACUUAAGUAUGAGGCCUCCAAAGAAAAUAUGACAAUCAACCACGAGAUUCUCUACAACAGGGACCUCCUCUCCUACAACUUCCUUCAAACGAAGAACGGCACCAGAAUUUAUGUGUACAUUGGCCAUCGCAAUGAAGUAAAUCACCUUUUAACUGUAAUGGCCAUGACUGGAAUAUUCACACCAAGGGAAAUAAAAGAGUAUCUACUCCUCUUCGUAGAACGUGAAGAGUAUGUUCCAAAUACCUGGCACAGCUAUAUAUGGGGGACGAAUGCAAUGCUUGAGAUUAGCAAGAAUAAAGUAUGUUUUGAACGGGAUCUGAGGGCUUAUGAUGGUGCAUUUGUGGUUGUUGCUAACCGGCUUCCUGAUGUUAAAAAAGUGGAAAAUAUGGUUCGAGAGUACAACAAGAAGUCUCCCUUUUGCUUGGGGAAUCAUGGCUUGAAAAACAAAAAGCACGUUCCAUAUCUGCCGUCGUCCUACCUAUAUGACUCAGUGCAGUUGUAUGCACGUGCAGUGUCGGAGCUCUACAAUGCCCAAAAUCCCAAGAACUUUUCUGUUGAGGACAUUGCCAGGGAUGGUGCCAAGAUUAAGAAUCAUCUCAAAAACAUGACAUAUCUAAGCCUUCUGGGAUACAACAUGACCAUGAAUGUAAAUGCAUCAAGUGAAGGCAAAUACAGUGUCUACUAUUUUUCUGACUGCCCAAAUUCAAGCCUGGAUCUUUAUCAGUGCUCAAAAUGCCUUUAUAAUAUCAGUGAUUAUUAUAGUGAGAACUCAUCCCUUAUGGCCACUGCUGAAAUGAUUAAUAUUAAGGAUGAGCCAGAGUGUGGAUAUGAUGGAAAUUUAUGUAUUCACCCAGCUGGAAGGUUCAAAAAAAUCUUAGCCUACGUGAUGGGUGGACUCCUCAUCAUGAGCACCUUUAUAUCUACCAUUUUGUAUCGCAACUGGAAAUACGAGCAGGAAAUCGUCGGUCUGGAGUGGCGUAUCAAUCAUUUGGACCUGGUACUGAGUAACCACACCUCCGCUGGGAGUAGGGUACGUGAGGCCGGCUUAUACUCUACCUCUUCUUCCCUAACCAGCAGGCAAAGCCUUGUAAGUGCAGUUUCAUAUGAUUUGCAUGGACAGUGGUAUCAAAACUUGGCUAACUACAAAGGCACAAUGGUGUGCUUAAAGACGAUUUCCUUAAAUCAGAAGCGACCAGAGCUCAGCCGAAACAACAUGAAAGAAAUGAGAUCAACAACGAGUGUUCGAAGAAGCUGACAGUGAUUCCAAAGAAGCAGAUAAUAUGCAAAUGAAGGAAUUUACUCUUAAAGAAUUUGAAGACAUCUUUCGAGCUAUAGAAGUCGUGAAGCAAAAAAUAAUAGAUGCUGACCUUAAUGUUGAUUGAAGCAUGCAUAUUUGCCAAGAUGAGGAUAAAGCUGUCUGCCAUUACUAGUGUAUGUAUGAA
This is a messenger RNA of Cherax quadricarinatus, 2846 nucleotides long. The record is from RefSeq and is a predicted model, not a curated record. Lineage: Eukaryota; Metazoa; Arthropoda; Malacostraca; Decapoda; Parastacidae.